Messenger RNA from Torulaspora delbrueckii, 1905 nucleotides. RefSeq names its product Mrx1p (gene MRX1). Gene Ontology annotation, molecular function: protein binding. The record is from RefSeq and is a predicted model, not a curated record. Lineage: Eukaryota; Fungi; Ascomycota; Saccharomycetes; Saccharomycetales; Saccharomycetaceae. The transcript has a single exon. Bases 1 to 1905 code for a protein of 634 amino acids.
AUGUUGAAAACCAACUGGAGAUGCUGCUACAGAUAUUUCCAUACUUUUCGAAAGCUAGAGGAGUCACAAGUUAAAGAAAAGCUGAAAAGCUUCGAGAAACGAGACAUUUUGAUGAACAAGAGCUCAAAAGAGUUGGCUAGGCUGAAUGAGAGAAAGCUCGCUAAAUUGAAGAAACUACGGAAAACGGCAUAUACAAAACAGCAGGCGGUUCAUCUACUAAAAGAAAAACACGGUGUUGCAAAUGAGGGAAUCCAAGAAAUCGAAAUUGGUCCAACCAGUCAAUCCGACUUAAAGUUCAUUAAUAUCACCAAGGAUAGGAGAAUGUUAUACACAAUUUUGGGAGUUAACGGUGAACAGCUGAGGGAUUCCAAACUGAUCGCCGAGGAUGUAAAGAAAUUUCUUAAACGUGGCCAAGUAGAGAAAGCCGUCUUCUUGGCGAGAUUAGCUAAAACGAAAGGAGCCGCUGCCAUGAACUCCAUUAUGGAAUAUUACUUUUAUGAACUCAAGUAUCCACAAUCAGCCAUAAAAAUGUUUAAUUGGAGGAAAAAGUGGGGCGUUCCAUCAAAUGAAUACACCAACACCAUUCUAUUUAAAGGUCUAGCCCAACAAGAACAACAUGCAUCAAAGGCUGCUGCGAGUCUGGUUAUGAAAAUUAUCGACGGACUAAUUUCUCGUGAGGAGCUGAGUCAAAUAGAAUACAAUGCCGCACUAGGAGCGCUAACUAAUUGCAUCGAUGUUACACAUGCAUUUGAGCUUUUCGAAAAACGGGUCAAAGGUGUUAAACCGGACGCCAUCACGUAUCUUUGGAUGCUCAGAGCUUGCUCAAGAAUAAAGACAGAUAAGCUUUUCAACGAAGUUCUGAAUGAUUUGGUGGAGAGUAUACCUUCGAGAUGUGUAGACUCCCGUUUAAUUUUCGAGUUUUGCAAGACCUUGCAUUCGAGAUCUGACAAAGAGUCAAAGCAAUUAGCCCUAGUAGCACUGAAUACCUAUUUCGAUUUUGAGGUGGACGAGAAACUGUCUCCUAAAAUCCCUGAAGGGCUCAGGUUGUUACCUUUGUCACACUGGUCCAUUCACAAGAAAUAUCCCAUUAACAAGCACAUUAUUGGGUUCUUCCUGCAGACCUGCUUACAGACCGGAAACUGGGACCUAGGAAUCGAGACAUUUUUGGAGAUGAAGAGAAAGAACGAAAAACUGAUAGAUGUCGACAUGUUCCACAAAUAUAUGGAACUGAUCAUGAAGAAAGAUCCCGCAGUAUGUGGGGAAGAAUGCCUCAAAGCUUUCGAAGAAAUGGAAUCCAUGAAGAAUAUCCCAUUUUCCAAGCACACACUUGUUCUAGUUUACGCAUCAUUCGAGAAGCAGGCUUCUAAGAGAAUAAUAAACAAUGAUGAAGUGAGAAUCAACGCUUUACUAAAAGCAUGUCAGGACUUCAUAACGCAGCAAGAAGGCCGUUACUCUAAAGAGUUCGAAAGCAAAGUCUAUCCCGUGGAAGCUUGGCAAUUUCUAGUCUCAAUUAUCAAGAAUGCAACUGCAAGUAACAAAGUCAGCGUGAUUAGACUGAAACAACUCACUGAUGAAUUUAUGAAAACCCUUUGCCAGGGUCUCUUGGAAUUCAAGAAUCUUCGAAAGCGAGAACAGGCGAGGUUCGUUGAGCUUGAAUUUGUAAGGUUAUUGAAAGCGUUCUCCCUAAAGUUAGAGAUGCCUCACAUGGAAAAUGUGGACACAAGUGUUGAAGGACCUGAGCGGGAGACAUUCUUGUUAAGACGAUUAGUUCUAAGGCUAAAAGAUAAGCUCCUGCAGCACAUCAAACUAAUAGAAACUGGGAAGCAUGACGGCGAAGAUGUUGACGAGCUGGAGUGGUCGAUCAAGCAAAUAGCUCGCAGAAUACUUUCGAGCAAGAUGCCAUGA